This is a messenger RNA of Nymphaea colorata (pocket water lily), 1805 nucleotides long. Its product is annotated as sugar transport protein MST3-like. The record is from RefSeq and is a predicted model, not a curated record. Gene Ontology annotation, cellular component: membrane. Gene Ontology annotation, molecular function: monosaccharide transmembrane transporter activity. Lineage: Eukaryota; Viridiplantae; Streptophyta; Magnoliopsida; Nymphaeales; Nymphaeaceae. Gene Ontology annotation, biological process: monosaccharide transmembrane transport. The transcript has 4 exons. Bases 93 to 1637 code for a protein of 514 amino acids.
CGUUCCACUUCCGUCUUUCCUACCUCCUUCUUCUUCUGCUUCCUUUUCUCUGAUUUCGGCUCUCCGACAAGUGUUUUACAGGAGAACGGGAGAUGGCUGGUGGAGGGUUCGCCCACACCGGCGUGGUCAAGGACUACGCCGGGAAGGUCACUCUGUUCGUCGUUUUCACGUGUAUCGUGGCCGCCACCGGUGGUCUCAUCUUCGGAUAUGAUAUCGGGAUAUCAGGUGGAGUGACGUCUAUGGAUCCAUUCCUGAAACGGUUCUUCCCUUCCGUAUACAAGAAAAUGCAAGAAAACAAGAACACGAACCAAUACUGCAAGUUCGACAGCCAGCUUCUUACAACAUUCACUUCAUCUCUUUACGUUGCCGGUUUGAUCGCCUCCUUCUUCGCCUCGACGGUCACUCGUGUUUUCGGGCGAAAGCCGUCAAUGCUUUUCGGCGGCAUGACUUUUCUGGUCGGUGCGGCCGUCAAUGGUGCCGCUAAGGACGUUGCCAUGCUCAUUAUCGGUCGUAUCCUUCUGGGUAUAGGCGUUGGAUUCGCAAAUCAGUCGGUACCAGUCUACCUCUCGGAAAUGGCUCCCCCAAAGAUCCGAGGGGCACUCAACAUCGGCUUCCAACUCUUUAUCACAAUCGGCAUCCUUGUAGCCAACCUCGUCAACUAUGGCACCAACAAGAUCAAAGCGGGUUGGGGUUGGCGUCUCAGCCUGGCCUUGGCAGCGGUGCCCGCCAUCAUCAUGACCGUUGGUUCCGUCUUCCUCCCGGACACCCCCAACUCUCUCAUUGAAAGGGGCCACCACGAAAAGGCCAGACGGAUGCUUCAACGCAUUCGCGGCACCACUAAUGUGGAGGAGGAGUACCAGGACCUCGUUCUCGCUAGCGAGGCCUCCAAACAAGUCAAACACCCCUGGGCUAACAUCUUGAAGCGGAAGUACCGGCCGCAAUUGGUCAUGGCCCUCGCCAUCCCCUUCUUCCAGCAGCUCACAGGCAUUAACGUGAUCAUGUUCUAUGCUCCUGUGCUGUUCAAGACCAUUGGCUUUGGCAGCAAUGCCUCGCUCGUGUCCGCUGUCAUCACUGGGGGCGUGAACGUCGUGGCUACAUUGGUGUCCAUUUACUCGGUGGACAAGUAUGGAAGACGAUUCCUUUUCCUCGAGGGUGGAAUCCAGAUGUUCAUCUGUCAGGUGAUCAUUGGGAUCAUCCUUGGUGACAAGUUCGGGCUUUCAGGCAAAGGCACCCUGUCCAAGAGCGAGGCCGACCUUGUGGUUUUCUUCAUUUGCUUGUACGUCUCUGCCUUUGCCUGGUCCUGGGGUCCCUUGGGAUGGCUGGUGCCCAGUGAGAUCUUCCCCUUGGAAAUCCGUUCAGCAGGUCAGAGUAUCAACGUCUCGGUCAACCUCCUCUUCACCUUCGCCAUUGCCCAAGCUUUCCUUGCUAUGCUCUGCCACUUCAAGUUCGGUCUCUUCUUCUUCUUUGCUGGUUGGGUCCUUAUCAUGACGACCUUCAUCUUCUUCCUGCUGCCUGAAACCAAGAACAUCCCAAUUGAAGAAAUGACCCUUGUGUGGAGGAAACACUGGUUCUGGAAAAGGAUCCUCCCUGCUGACGAAGGAGAGGUAGAAAUGGAGAAGCCAAAGACAGUAACAUAAGACGCUUUAAUUGUAAAAGGCGAAAUAUUGUUAGUAAAAGCAUUUUCCUUUUUUUCUUUCUAAGCUGUUUACUAUCUUAUUGUUACCGAAAAGACUGUUUACAGUCUUUCACUAUUCAUGUCUUUGAUGUGCAAAUUACAGUGAUUGAAGUUCUGAUACUUUUGAACA